Molecule: messenger RNA, 3771 nt
Organism: Cannabis sativa
Lineage: Eukaryota; Viridiplantae; Streptophyta; Magnoliopsida; Rosales; Cannabaceae
Product: dual specificity protein phosphatase PHS1
Exons: 11
Coding region: 666-3452 (928 amino acids)
Biological process (GO): response to abscisic acid; protein dephosphorylation; cortical microtubule organization
Molecular function (GO): protein tyrosine/serine/threonine phosphatase activity
Source: RefSeq, a predicted model, not a curated record
AACAGUAAUUUUAAAGAUUAGAAAUUUGAUCCGUAAUUUAUGUAGAAAUUAAAAGAAAUGAAUCAGAAGAACGUCGUUGAGUUGUGUCAUAAGCUAAAUUUUCACUUCCAAGGAAUAGAUCCGUUGAAGAAUCAAUCUCAAUAAGAGCAACCUAUACAAUAAUAUAUAAAUAUCAAUUCAUCGGAUCUCAUGACUCGUACCAACAAACAUAUAAUGUUAUUAUAUCAUCUUAUAUAUAUAUUUUUAUAUAAUCCGCUCCAAUCCAAGCCGACUUUACUUGAUUGAAAAGAGCACAGUAUUCAAUAUCACCAUAUUCCAAUUUCCAAGCUUUCAGAGCAGUUUUGAAACAAAACUCAGAGACCCACUUCCUUAAAACUGGUGUAUUUGCCAUUGAAGGCUAGCUUAAGCUUAGUAUAAAGUAGAGAAUUCAAAACACAGCCGAGGAUAGAUAGAUACACCCCCAAAAGCGCCUACUCUCUCUACAGUCAGUUCCUUAAAAAAAGCAAACUACUUUAGUUUCGCCAAAUUUUGUGUCUUUGGUCAGACCAGUUUGUUGUCUUUCUCUCUCCUUCCCCAUUUUUCUUUCUCUCUUUUUCUUUUUUUCUUUUUUUAAUUUUCUUUUUCUUUUUCCCUCAAAAGAAACUGAACCUCCGAAAAUUAACAUUAUGGAAAAUGAGCAUAAGGAAGUCUCUGCAGCAAUCAUCAACCCCAUUCAGAAUAAAGAGGAAGCCAAGGAAGUGGGCAUUGGAUCCGACGAGCCUGAAGCCCCUUCUCCCUUAACUGUUACUUCCCGGGUUUUGUAUAUGUUGGGUGACAUUGCUGCAGGACCAGCGUAUAGGUUCACCCAAUGGCUGGAACUGGUUCGUAAACGCAGCCACCAAAACCGCUCCUCAGGCUUCCCCAACCGCCCUCUGAGGCUCGAUGAUAUGCCUUCUUGUGCAGGAGAUUCAAUUAAUGAUUCAAAGGGUCCUGGUCAUUCUGAUCAAACGACAGAAAUCAAUCUGUGGGAAAGACUUGGUACAGCUGCAAUGAUGGAUAUCGAAUCAAGCUCUUUCUCUUGGGAUAGGCUUUCUUCACUACAUCACACUGAACACAGUAGCAGUACUGACCAAUCUGAGGAUGAAAUGAACAAAGCCCUCGAGGUUACUGUGAAUUCUGGAGGAGUUGUCUUCUUUGCUCUUUUCAACCAACAUGGAGAUGAUAAUUCUUUUGCGAAUGAAGCAGCAGCUGUUAUAAAGUUCUCAUCAUCAAGGAUGGCUUCACAAUCUGAACGUCUUGGAUAUGAGUUGGCAAAGUGGCUCGGAGUUCGAACUCCUCAGGCCAGGGUCAUCCACAAUUCUGCCCCUGAAUGGCUCCAGAUUAAAGAAGCUGCAGAAAAAGCAAGAGACACAGCAAGCUCAGAAGGAGAUGAAGUUGGUGAAAUGACUUGCUCAGAACUAUUGGAAGCUCUUGAACUUAGUAGAUGCCUUUUCUUAAUGAGUUAUGUCCAUGGAUCACCUUUGCUAGAAAGUUGUAAUGCAUUUGAGAUGAAAGAAACAGCAGAGAAGACAGCAGCCGCCCUUGGUAGGGUGUUCAUGUUGGACCUGAUCAUCAGGAAUGAAGAUAGGCUCCCAUGCCGCCAGCUUAGAUGGCGUGGUAACAGUGCAAAUUUGUUAUUGGCUGAUAAAAUGUCUUCGGCAUACAUGGAUACUUUGGAUGAAGCCUUAGAUUCUGUAAUCAAGCGAUACAUACCAAGAUCACUAAGAGCUCUUCAAAAAGAAAGAAGGGCAACUUCAGUUGAUAGCAGAUUGAAAUCUCAUAAUUCAGUAUUGGUGUCUCAGAACUCUGAUCUUUCUGAUAUCACUGAAUCACCUAAAUCUAGUGAGUUGAGCUUUAAAAGUCAGCUAUCAGAUGGAUCAACGUUUUCUGAUGUCCGAAUUGUGGCUAUUGACUCUGGUGUUCCUCGUCGACCUCCAGUAGGGAAACGUGCAAAUGAUCAGGCAACUUAUCCUAAGUUGGUUGAGUUACUACUCAAUAGUUCUGAGUACUCAUCCAACCUGUUAUUUGACAUAACAAUGGGGAAGUUAGGAUGUUCUUCUUCUGCUCAAAACAAUGACACAAAUGAUGUGAGGUUUGAAAUGGGUUCAGUUGUUCAAGAAUUUCGAAAUGGAUUUCGUGGUGCUCUUAGAGACAUGCAAGGAUUCCAUAUAUUCCUACUCACACUUCACCAAAAACUAGAAAGCUUGUUACGAGUAUUUUGGAAUAUCAUAAGUAAAAUUUCAUCUGGGGAAUCUGACAAAGAGGAUUCAGCAGUUCUUGAGCCACCCUUGCAAGUUGCUGGAAAUGCUCAUUGCCCUUCUCCGCCAAGUAAGGAGCGGUGUAUUCAUGAUAAUCAUUUAGAUUUUUGUGAUUCAGAGCAGAGAAGUGCUACAAGAUCAUCCUCUUCAGGAAAUAAAGAAACCUCAGAUGCAAGUUCUCCAGUUUCACGUGAAGGUUUGCAUGGAAGAUUUUGUAAAGGUAGUGUUGAACGGAAUCUGCGUUUGACAGCAAAGCUCCGAGAUUUCCAGAAAUAUGCAAAGGUUGAUGCUGAAUCAAGUAAAGAAUUAGAGCAAUGGAAUGAAAUGCUAAAGAAUGAUGCAGUCAAGCUCUGCCAAGAAAACAAUUUUAAUACUGGAUUUUUUGAGGGUAGUGAUAAUAAUUGUGCCAUUGAUGCCUACGAAUUGAAGGUGAGACUAGAGCACAUUCUUGAGAGGAUUUCAUUGAUAUCAGAAGCUGCAAAUACUGAGAGGCCAUCAUCAAUCACAAAUAGCUUGUUCAUUGGUGGGGCCCUGGCAGCAAGAUCUGUAUUCACACUGCAACAUUUAGGUAUCACUCAUAUAUUGUGCCUUUGCUCCAAUGAAAUCGGACAGUCAGAUUCUCAAUUUCCUGAUCUAUUCGAGUACAAGAAUUUUUCGAUAAACGACAGCGAAGAUGAAAACAUCAGUAGUAUCUUUGAUGAUGCUUCUGACUUUAUUGAUCAUGUUGAGCAAAAAGGUGGCAAGGUUUUAGUUCAUUGUUUUGAGGGAAGAAGUAGAAGUGCCACAGUGGUGCUUGCAUACCUAAUGCUCAGGAAAAAUUUCAAUUUGCUAGAAGCAUGGAACACACUUAAACGUGUUCAUCGCCGAGCCCAGCCUAAUGAUGGAUUUGCAAAGAACUUACUCAAUCUGGAUAGGAAACUGCAUGGGAAUGUUUCCAUGGAAUGGCAACAGAGAAAACCGAUGAUGAAAGUUUGCCCCAUCUGUGGGAAGAAUGCUGGUCUGAGCAGCAGCUCACUUAAGCUUCACUUGCAGAAAUCUCACAAGAAGCUAUCAUCAGGCAGUGUUGACAGUGCCAUGACAAUGGAAAUUCAAAAGGCUUUGAUGGCAUUACAAAUUAGCCGAGGUGGGAGUGUUAGCCCUACUCAAAGGGUAUCUUGUUCGGAUAUGGAUGAUUAGAAACUCGUGUACACCUUCAACAGAGAUGAUCAAAAGCUUUUACAAAGAACAAAAAAUAUAGAGAAAAAAAAACGAUAAAUUUGAUUUACAUUUGCAAAAUGGUGUUACAACAGGCCUGUCUCUAUUUGCUUGCACAUAACCAUUAACCAUAAAGUGUUAAAAAAUAAAAUUAAUUAUGGAGUUUCAGUGUUUACUUCAUUCAUGUAUGUAAAUAAUGAGGCAUAUUAGAUCAGUGUUGUAAUCAAGAAGCUUUGGCUCAUUAUCUGUAAUGGGGUUUGGCAUAUGAAAAGGAAAUGAACUUGAACGUUCUGUAUUUAAA